Danaus chrysippus (African queen) is the source of this 345-nucleotide messenger RNA. The record is from the annotation of a GenBank genome assembly. Lineage: Eukaryota; Metazoa; Arthropoda; Insecta; Lepidoptera; Nymphalidae.
AUGAAGCUGAUAGUGCUCGUAUGUUUAGUCGCUGCGGUAGCAGCAGCACCGCCUGCUAGAGUUAACUAUGAUAACAAUAAUGUACAAAUUCUUUCCUACGAAAACGAUAAUAUUGGUUUAAAUAGAUACAAAUAUGGCUUCUCACAGUCAGAUGGAACAAAACAGGAACAACAGGGUGAAUUUAGAAGCGACGGUGUCUAUGUCGUAAAAGGUUUCUAUUCGUGGGUCGGUCCCAACGGGUAUCUGUAUACCGUUAGAUACAUUUCUGAUGACAAUGGCUAUCAACCAGAAAUGGAAGAGGCACCCGGUUAUGAUGCUGGUCUCAUAGCUUCCGCUCUCGUAUAA